CCCCUCUCUUCCACUUCCGCCAAGAUGGUCAAGGACACCAAGUUCUAUGACAUCCUCGGAGUGUCGCCGGAUGCGUCCGAGGCACAACUCAAGUCGGCAUACAAAAAGGGCGCGCUGAAGCACCACCCUGAUAAGAAUGCACACAACCCUGAUGCGGCCGAGAAGUUCAAGGACUUGUCACACGCGUACGAAGUCCUGUCCGAUUCCGAGAAGCGACACAUAUAUGACCAAUAUGGCGAAGAGGGUCUCGAGCAGGGCGGCGCUGGCGGUGCGGGCGGCAUGGCUGCCGAGGACCUGUUUGCGCAGUUCUUCGGCGGUGGUGGCGGCGGCCCCUUUGGUGGCAUGUUCGGUGGUGGCAUGAGAGAGCAGGGCCCCAAGAAAGCGCGCACAAUCUCCCACGUCCACAAAGUCUCGCUCGAGGAUAUUUACCGUGGCAAGGUUUCCAAGCUCGCCCUGCAAAAAUCCGUCAUUUGCCCAAAGUGCGAUGGCCGCGGUGGUAAGGAAGGUGCCGUGAAGAAGUGCGCCGGCUGCGACGGACGGGGAAUGAAGCAUAUGAUGCGUCAAAUGGGCCCUAUGAUCCAGCGUUUCCAGACUGUAUGCCCCGACUGCCAGGGUGAAGGAGAGACCAUCCGCGACCGCGACCGAUGCAAGCAGUGCAACGGCAAGAAGACCAUCAUCGAGCGAAAGGUUCUCCAUGUCCACGUCGACCGUGGUGUCAAGUCCGGCCACCGAAUCGAAUUCCGCGGCGAGGGUGACCAGCUUCCUGGGGUGGAGCCCGGUGAUGUCGUGUUCGAGAUUGAGCAGAAGCCUCACCCUAGGUUCCAGCGCAAGGAAGACGACCUUUUCUAUCAGGCUGAGAUCGAUCUCUUGACUGCGCUUGCUGGUGGCCAGAUCCACAUUGAGCACCUUGAUGAGCGGUGGUUGACCGUUGAUAUCAUCCCCGGCGAGUGCAUUGCUCCUGGCGCUGUCAAAGUUAUUCGCGAGCAGGGUAUGCCCUCAUUCAGACACCACGAUCACGGCAACCUCUACAUCCAGUUCGACGUCAAAUUCCCCGAGCGUAUCGGUGGUCCGGAUGAUGGCCCAAUGUCACCCGAGCAGAUCAAGCAGCUCGAAGCCGUUUUGCCGCCUCGCACGGUUCCUGCCUCGAUGCCUCCACCAGACGCCAUGACCGAGGACUUCACUCUCGAGGAUGUCGAUCCUACACGCGAAAGUGGCCGUGCCCGCGGCAUGGCUGGUGGAAUGGACGACGACGAUGAUGAGAUGGGCGGCGGCGGGGAGCGCGUGCAGUGCGCAUCCCAGUAA
This is a messenger RNA of Periconia digitata, 1302 nucleotides long. NCBI's taxonomy places the organism in Eukaryota, Fungi, Ascomycota, Dothideomycetes, Pleosporales, Periconiaceae. The record is from the annotation of a GenBank genome assembly.